UUGACCAUUGACUUUUGUUAGUUAAUUGUAAACAAAUGUAGGUUAGCUGUUUAUAGGCUCAAAACGCCACAAACAUUUGACAUAGAAAAGUCAAAUAUGCUGACAUAGUAGUAGUACAAGGGUAAUAGGCUUGUAUCUUUUGCAAGAAAAGAAAAAAAACAUCAAUGGAGGAUCUCAAUUACAUCUUCUCCCAUCUCCUAUUCCUGAUCCUAAUCCUACUUCAUCUUCUUCAUAGUCAUCCCUCAUCAGCAUCAUCAUCAUACAACUGCCCAACUUCCUUGUGUGGUGCAACUCCAUACUCUGUUCACUUUCCCUUUCGUAUGAUCGACCAACAACCAGACAUUUGUGGCUAUCCGGGAUUCGAUCUUGAAUGUAACAGCCAAAACAGCGUGACAUUAAACCUUCCGAAUUCAGGAGAGUUUUUGGUACGAAACAUCGAUUAUCGAUCUCAAAUUGUGCAAGUUUAUGAUCCAUCAGGCUGUUCUGCUGACAGGCUUUUGAGUUUGGACCUGUUGGGUUCACCAUUUUCAGUCUCCCCAAUCCGAAACUACACUCUUUUGAGCUGCCCGGUUGAACUCACAACCUCUCGUUUCCCGAUUGUCACUUGCCUCAGCAAUUCUACGUAUUCUACUGUAGCCACUUCUUCUGUUAGUUUUGCUAUGUUAAUGGCUAACCGCAGCUCUUGCCAGAUCAUUGGUUCUUUAUGGAGUCCGGUAUCGAGGUAUCAAGGUCAAGAAGGGCUCACAUCGAACCUAAAUAUGGAUAUAUUUUUGACAUGGGAUUCCCCUAAUUGUCAAGAUUGUGUAACCCAGGGCGGGGCUUGUGGUUACACAAAUACCACUAUGGAAGAAGUUGCAUGCUUCGAUAUUACCAAAAAGGGAAGUAAAAAAGCAAUGAUGGCAUUAAUAAUCGUCUCCAUCGGCCUAGCUCUACCAGCCAUAGGAAUCUCCAUUGUCAUGAUAUACUACAUCUGCAUUGACUACAGAAGUGUAGCCACAUGGAUUUCAAGAAACAAUGCAGCACCAGCUACCGCCAUGGUGACGCCAGAAACCACCACCGCCAUUAGCAGUUUGGUGGCGGGUCUGGAGCAGUCGACAAUAGAGUCGUACACAAAAGUGGUGUUAGGGGAAAGCAUGCGUCUUCCAGGAUAUGGAGAUGAAGAUGCAACAUGCUCGAUAUGCUUAUCUGAAUAUGAUGUUAAAGACAUGGUUAGAUGUAUACCAGAGUGUAGACAUUGCUUCCAUGCUGACUGUAUUGAUGAGUGGCUAAGGAUGAAAGGGAAUUGCCCUGUUUGCAGGAAUUCACCUUCUCCGCCUCCCUCACUUACUUAUUAUAACAACUUAACAUAAUCAAUAUCUCAACUGAAAGCAACAUCGAAUUGUAGGAUGGAUUAAAUUUAGGAAAUUAAAUAUAACCAAUAUUUUGGUACAUGUUUUUUUUUUUUUUAUAGCUAAUUUGACAUCAUUAUAAAUUAAAAUCCUUGGAUACUUGUUUAUUUCUAAUCUCUGACUUGUGAUAAUAUCAAAGCCUUAGUCCUGUUAAAGGAUACAUACAUACAUAACAUAUCUUUGCUUCCAACUCAAAUUAAUGCAGCUUUUCCUGUUACAGAUCAAAACUUUGAGGCACAAAACAAG
This is a messenger RNA of Lactuca sativa (garden lettuce), 1634 nucleotides long. RefSeq names its product putative RING-H2 finger protein ATL21A. NCBI's taxonomy places the organism in Eukaryota, Viridiplantae, Streptophyta, Magnoliopsida, Asterales, Asteraceae. Gene Ontology annotation, molecular function: polysaccharide binding. The record is from RefSeq and is a predicted model, not a curated record.